This is a messenger RNA of Lindgomyces ingoldianus, 480 nucleotides long. RefSeq lists its product as uncharacterized. The transcript has a single exon. The record is from RefSeq and is a predicted model, not a curated record. The coding region runs from base 1 to 480 and encodes 159 amino acids. NCBI's taxonomy places the organism in Eukaryota, Fungi, Ascomycota, Dothideomycetes, Pleosporales, Lindgomycetaceae.
AUGGCGCCGGCAAACCGAAACCCUGAGCUUGCUGUAAAAAUCUCUCAAAUGCGCCUUACCAUUGCCCCGAUAGUCCAUGUCCUGACUGGGCAGCCGCAUCCGGAGUUCCCAUCCACUAUGCUUGGACUCUUUCUCCUUACCGAAGACCAGCUUGAUGCCAUGGCACGCUACUAUUCCCAACUCGCACCAGACGCCCACACUUUCAGUUACCCCCAAUAUAUGGACUGGAGCAAGCCAUUUCUCAGCAAACCAAAGCCAGGAGACACGGAAGAUGAAAGUUGUCGACUAAGCGAUUACGAAAGGUUGAAGAUUAAGAUGAGGAUGUUCGCACGCUUUAUUGGGAUGAGGGGUGCGGAAACACCGCAGUGGGAAUAUGAGAGGCAGAUCGAGCUUUUGAGAGCCAAUAUUAACAAAACCCUUGAAGAAGAGGGGAGGUUGCAAUCAAGGAAGUGGUAUGGGGGUCCUCCAGCAAUACCAUGA